AUGACGGGCCGAUUGCUAGAGCGGAAAGGCUUUCCGGAUAAAACGACGACUAGAACAUCAUUCAUCAAAUCCCCCUUGGACGCAUUCGAAUCGGGGAUUUCUGGAGUAAUUUAUCGAGGCGAAAUCCACGGCCCUGUAUACGGUCCCGUGCUGAGUCGAUUGCCUCGCAAUGCCGCAUCAACCUUAUGCAGCGUCUGUCUGGAUUUUGAGCAAAAUUGUGUCCGUCCUGAAAGUUUCGUAGAGGCUAAGGACAAUAACUAUAAGAUAUAUCUUCAUCACGGGUCACUGCCAGCUCUCAAAGGUUCCAUGCAGAAUGGCUGCCAGCUAUGCAAACUUCUAUACAAUGGCUAUGUGUAUACUUGCUAUGCGCUACGCAAAAGCCAAGACGAGGGCAAGUCACUGCGAGCAAUCGAAUCCCUCAUCGAUCAACUAGAGCCCAGUCGGCCACAAUUGCACCUCGUAUUCAGCCCUGGGCAUCUUCUGAGCCCUUAUCGCCUCAACAUACUUAUGAAACAUGCUACUCCGUUAUCCUACCCGUUGGUUCGGAUGGCUGAGUUUGCUAUUGCAGUAAAAGCUGGCAAGAAACACCCAUCGUCCCCGAGUGUCUCCUUGGUUCUAACCUGUUGUUCAGACGAGCCCCCAUUUGAUACUCCUGGAGAGGUACCACGGCGAAGACAGUGCGAUGCUACAGCCGAUUUUAGCCUUGCUAAAAAAUGGGUCACAAACUGUCAAAAUCAUCAUCCGAGUUGCAAAGUAGCUCCUGCUUGCAACCCGACACGUCUUCUACAAAUCAUCGACAACACUACGAGCAUCAAACUUGUGCUCACACAUCCGUCACAAAGAUACAAAUAUGUUACACUCUCCCAUAGAUGGGGAGAUUUCAAGCCAGCGUUAACACAAAGAUCCAACCUUCAAGAGCAUAUGCGUGGAAUCCCAGCCGGAAAUCUACCAGCUACAUUCCGUGAUGCUGUUAUUGCCACGAACCAACUAGGUUACCAAUUCUUAUGGAUAGACUCGCUUUGUAUCAUACAAGACGAUGAGAAGGACUGGGAAACAGAAUGCCCCCGGAUGUCCUCCGUGUUUCAAGGCGCUGCUCUUACUAUUGCUGUACCUGGAGCUAAAGACUCAUCCGUGGGUUUUUUGCAUAAACGCCCAUUGCACGAUGACCAUGACUAUCGGCCAUGCGAACUUCAGUACCGCGAUUCGCAUGGCAACCCUAUCAACACAAUCAAAAUUUGGUACCCCGGGUUUCACCGUAUGAAGGAGCCCCCUACAGAUCUGAAUGAACGUUUAGCUCGUGUCAGGGAUGUUGGUUUCUUUCACGAUCAAUCACAAGUUCUUGGAAAGGAACCCGAAUCUGUCCUGAUAAACCGCGGAUGGGUAGUCCAAGAGACAAUGCUUUCUUCACGUAUUCUUUACUUUGGGUCUUACCAAAUGUAUUUCGAAUGCUGUUCUCUCACACAGGAUGAGUGUACUCAUGAUAACUUAAAAGACUUCUCUCGUUUCAAAUCUAUUGUACACUUUGAUUCGUGGAAGAAGUCAAGGUGGUGGUUCCGUUUUAUCGAGGAGUAUUCCCGGCGUGCUUUGACUUUUAGCAGUGAUCGCCUCCCAGCUAUCUCAGGCAUAAUUCAUGCAUGCAAACCACCCCCUGGGGAAGUUUACCUAGCUGGAAUCUGGAAGAGCAGCCUUCCCGAGGCACUUUUAUGGCGUGUCUCGGAGAGAACACAAAACAUCGAAGGUCCGAUAGUCGCCCCUAUCACCGAUGGGACUAAUGAUAAAUCAUCGGCCAUCGUUGCCCGGCAGGGCUACGUGGCACCUAGCUGGUCCUGGGCUUCCGCCAAUAAGGAAGUCGACUUUGAAGACUUUCAGUUCACGAGAUUCAAGGGAGUAUCCGCUCUUGAGUUUAUUUCAUGCUCGACAACAUUGGUCGACUCAUCAGCCGAUGCGGAUCCAUACGGUCGCGUUAGAGCGGGCUAUUUAGAAGUCCGUGGUAAGCUGUGCAAAGCUGCCGUGACCCGGUCGUCGGAUCCCAAGUUUAUGUGCGCCUGGAAGCUAUCAUCGCAAGGAUUCUUCCAAGUACCGGCAAAAUUCUUUCCUGAUAAUGUUUCAGAAUUACUCCCACAGAUCACGACUGACAUAAAUAGACCCCCAGAAAGCAUGGACCCAGGAGGCGCCUUUCCCGAACUGUAUGCUUUAGCGGUUGGGUCUACUGAAGAAGGCUGGGAUGGCUUCGGGCUUCUUAUCACGCCGAUAUUCGGAAGCAAGAAUCAUUUUCGAAGAGUUGGGCUCUUAACAUUUCAUGAUGAGUAUCGUGGAAAGUAUCUGGAAGAUAUGGCUGGAUGGUUUGGCGAAAGUCAGAUAGAAGUGCUUACUAUUGUUUGA
Fusarium tjaetaba is the source of this 2382-nucleotide messenger RNA. RefSeq names its product heterokaryon incompatibility protein. Lineage: Eukaryota; Fungi; Ascomycota; Sordariomycetes; Hypocreales; Nectriaceae. The transcript has a single exon. The record is from RefSeq and is a predicted model, not a curated record. The coding region runs from base 1 to 2382 and encodes 793 amino acids.